AUGAAGAAGAAGUUCUUCCUAUGCCUUCGACCCAUGGUCAUAGAAGAAAAGGACACAAAACCGAGAUUUCUUGAUCGCUCUGACGAUGGAGUUUCAACAGUCAAAUCAUUGGUUUCAGACAAUGAAAGCCUUGAAGUUUCCUACCCUCGUCCAGAAAAAGGCUCUUCACCGCCAAACUUUUGCCGAGUUCUGAAAGCCAUUCUAUUCCAAGUUUCACUG
Messenger RNA from Ilex paraguariensis (yerba mate), 219 nucleotides. Lineage: Eukaryota; Viridiplantae; Streptophyta; Magnoliopsida; Aquifoliales; Aquifoliaceae. The record is from the annotation of a GenBank genome assembly.